Miniopterus natalensis is the source of this 2319-nucleotide messenger RNA. RefSeq names its product WW domain binding protein 4 (gene WBP4). The record is from RefSeq and is a predicted model, not a curated record. NCBI's taxonomy places the organism in Eukaryota, Metazoa, Chordata, Mammalia, Chiroptera, Miniopteridae. Gene Ontology annotation, cellular component: nucleus; precatalytic spliceosome. Gene Ontology annotation, biological process: mRNA splicing, via spliceosome. Gene Ontology annotation, molecular function: RNA binding; protein binding; zinc ion binding.
GGAGGUGUCGGGGCUCGGAGGCUGUGGUGGGCCUCGCGCUGGGCCGCGCCGAUUCUCGCCCCGCGUGGGGAACGCGAGCUUGAGCCGGACCCGGGGGCGACGCGCGGAGCGGCAGGUCCAGUCAUGGCCGACUACUGGAAGUCACAACCAAAGAAAUUCUGUGAUUACUGCAAGUGCUGGAUAGCGGACAAUAGGCCUAGUGUUGAAUUUCAUGAAAGAGGAAAGAAUCAUAAGGAAAAUGUGGCAAAGAGGAUCAGUGAGAUUAAACAGAAAAGCCUGGAUAAGGCAAAAGAAGAAGAAAAGGCAUCAAAGGAGUUUGCUGCAAUGGAGGCAGCUGCCCUGAAAGCAUACCAAGAGGAUUUGAAAAGGCUUGGCUUAGAGUCAGAAAUUUCAGAGCCAAGCAUAUCACCAAAACCUAGCACUGUCCCACCCCCCUCUGCAUCAAAUCAGCAGAAAGAAAAGAAGAAAAAGAAAAAAGACCCUUCAAAGGGCAGAUGGGUAGAAGGCAUAACUUCUGAGGGUUACCAUUAUUAUUAUGAUCUUAUCACAGGAGCAUCUCAGUGGGAGAAACCUGAAGGAUUUCAAGGAAACUUAAAAAAGACAGCAGGGAAGGCUGUUUGGGUAGAAGGUUUAAGCGAAGAUGGUUAUACCUAUUAUUAUAAUACAGAAACAGGAGAAUCCAGAUGGGAAAAACCCGAUGAUUUCAUUCCAUACUCUGGCGAUCUGCUUUCUAGUAAAGUCAGUGAAAAAUCACUUGGAACCAUAGAGGAGUCCAAAUCAUCAGAGUCACAUAGUGAUUCUGAUGGGGAACAGGAAGCACAAAAAGUAGAAGUCUCUGCAGACACACCAAAGCUAAAAAUAAAGUUCAAGGAAAAAAAUAAAAACAGUGAUAAAGGAACUGAACCAGAAAAACAGAAAGAAAAAAAUAGCCAAGAGCAGAAUUCAUCAGGUUCAAAGGAAGAAAAAUUCAAAGCUCAUAAAAAAUCAAACCCAUAUGGAGAAUGGCAAGAAAUUAAACAAGAAGUUGAGUCUCAUGAAGAGGUAGAUUUAGAACUUCCAAGCACUGAAAAUGAAUGUGUAUCAACUUCAGAAGCUGAUGUUGGUGGGGAACCCAAAGUGGUUUUUAAGGAAAAAACAGUCACUUCUCUUGGAGUCAUGGCAGAUGGAGUGGCCCCAGUAUUCAAAAAGAGAAGAAUUGAAAAUGGAAAAUCUAGAAAUUUGAGACAACGAGGCGAUGAUCAAUAAUUGGAAAAGAGCAUUUUGAACAUUCUUAAAAGCUUCUCUGUGUUAUUUCUAAAUACUUUAAUGCUAAAAAUUUAGAUUUAUUCUAAAUGUAUUUUAUGUGAAUUUAAAAUAAAUCUUUUUUCAUGUGAAAUUUAUUUUUGUUCCUAAAAUGGAAGCCUACCACAUUGCAUUGUAUUACAGUGUAUUAUGUUCAGUGUCUAAAAAAUGCUAAUUGUCAUAAGAUGCUAUGUAUCUGUUUUUUAAAACCUGGAAAAGCAAGACCUUUAUUCCAUUCUUACUCAUAUGAACAUUCUUAUCCUGCACUAAAAAUGCAUUACUUUCAUACACUGAUAUUAACUGUUAUCCAAGAAGUAAGAAUCAGACCACAUAAGAGAAGAUUCACAGCCCACUGACAGAUUCAGUUCUUAGAAUCCUGUCAAAGGCUAAUGUAGGAAGUAUAUGCAUAUUGGCUUAUGUCACUCAAUUUAAGGUCAAGGACCAAAAACAAGGACAGCAGCUCAGGUAGAGUGCAAAUGGGACCGGGGGCACAAAUGACUGUUUGCCCAGUUUAGUUCAAGGCAACAACCGUUGCUUAAGCACUUUCACUUUGAGCUAGGUAUUGAUGUUAGGAACUGGGAAUAUGAAAGCAAGGCAUAUCCCUAUUCACAACUUCACAUUCUUCCGUAGUCAUUUCCCCCCAGUCAUGCACUCUGUUUAGCAGCCUUAUUUAUAUAUACUGGAAAAUCUUUUUUAAGGUUUAUUUAAAACUCUGUAGAUGAAGGCUUGAACAAAAAUAGUAAGGUCUCAGGCUUCAGUAAAAGUUUUUAGUGUUCCCUUCCUUACACAAAUUAGAAAUUUGUUUUCUGGUUAAAUUUCUUAAAUUUAUUUUAAGUAUUCUUAAAAAAGUGGACCAUUCUUAUUUAAUCAAUUUGAAGUAGAUACUUUCUCUUUAUUACUCCAAAUUCUUAAAAUUCUAUUUUUUAUAAAUUGUACAGUAUUUAACGUUUGUAGUAAAUAUUUGUCUUUUUAAGGUUACUUGUGUACAUGUAAGAAAAUGAUAGCUUAUUAAAAACUUUAUGAAAGAGUAAAUUAAAA